AUGAAUGAAGAAUCGGUUGUCGUUCAAUCUGAAGAGUCCGAAGAUUCGCAAAUUGUAGAUCAGAACACCGAAGAAAAAGGAGACGACGACGAAGAAGAAGAAGAAAAAGAAGAAAAAUCCCAAGCCAUCCUCCAUGCUUCCACCAAAGAAGAACCCCUCCAUCUCACCAAACCGCUUCAAGAAUCCAACAAACGUGUCAAACAAACACUCAACACCAACCUUCCUCCCUCCUCUUCCCCUUCUCCUUCUCCUUCCUCCGUUCCCGACAGCUCCGCCCUCGAAGACUCCUCCUUCGACACGCUCGAAGAGCAAACCGCGCUCUCCAAAUCCGUCCCCGAAGUGCGCGACAUCGCCCUCUCCCGCUUCAGCAAGCGCUUCCGCUUCACCAACCGCUACGUCAAGCUCGCCAAGUACGCCAGCGACAACGAGACCUACUACCCGCGGGACCACGUCAGCGACGGCCAGCUCUGGAGCGCGCGCAAGCGCAUGAUCGACGGCGAGCGCCAGACGCUACGCAGCCUCGCCAGCGACUUCAAGCCACUGCUCCCCUUCUACCAGAACUUCUCCGCGUACCUCCAGGAGAACCCUACCGCGGGAAUCAUCUCCGCCAAGCAGUGGGAAACGCUCAACGCUCUCUCGGGCACUGCCCAGUCCCACUACCGCAAAAGCAUCAACGCGAAGCUCAGUCGCGAGAUGAACCGGCGCUACCGCGAAGACACCAAGCGCCGCUCCCGGCUUCUCCGCCGCUUCGUGCGGCGCUCCGCCGAUUCUCCGGCGCGCUGCGACGGCUGCAAAGUCGAAACGCCCUUCGAGCUGCGCGUGAGCGGCGGGUCGGCGCUGAUUCUGCGGAAAUUCGCGGGGAACCGCGAGGAAUUCACCAUCUACAACUCCACGUUCUACCGGUUUCCCGCGGAAGACGCGCCGUUCGACGUGACGGGAGUGUGCGUGACGACGCGGGACCGUCUGACGGUGCUGACGCAGCUGUUAUACCGGUGGGAAGGUCCGCUGGUGAUUGUGUUCAACGGAGUGGUGAGCGAGGAGAAAGCGUUCAUCGACUAUCUCAACACGCACUUCCUGCCCGCCCGUCUCACCACGCUGCUCUAUUUAAUGCCGCAGCGCGGGUUCUUCCCCGUGAAUCUUCUCCGCAACCUCGCGAUCCGCAACAUCCGCACCACGCACUUCCAAGUCCUCGACAUGGAUCUCUGGCCCUCUCCCAACACCUACCGCGAGCUGCUUCGUCUCCCGCCCUCGCUCCGCGACGGCCGCGUCGCCGCCAUCCUCCCUGUCUUCUUCUUCGACCGCAAGCAAGUCCUCAAUCGCUGCAAGUCCUUCUACGACUGCGCUCUCCUCGCUCUCGAGCACCUUCCUUCCAACAAAACCGCGCUCGAGGCCUGUCUCUACGCCAAGGCCUGUCUCUCCUCCAAGCCCGGCAUCCGCACACACCUCUACGUCCUUCCCGAUUGGUUCACCAUCCCCGCGGAUAUCCCGUUCGUGCAGGUGCGCUGCUUCCUCACGGACUUCCAAGAGCCGUACGUGCUGCUGCGGUACGCGCCGACGACGCCGCUGUUCGACGAGCGGUUUGUGAAUUACGGGUACAACAAGGUGCAGCUGUUCGAGCACUUGAGAGCCGCGGGGUACCGGUUCUAUAUCGCGGCGAACGCGUUCGCGAUGGAUUUGCCGCACCCGGAUUCGAAGUUUAGGACGAAUUAUUUGAGCAGUUUGAAGGGAGAUAAAAGUGACAUGCGGAAUGUGUAUAGUCAGUUCCAGAGGGAGCUGAAUACGAAUUAUAGGAGUGUGAAACCAACUCGAGUGUGUUGUGAAUAUCCAAGAAAGUUUUAUAAGUGGUAA
Blastocystis hominis is the source of this 1848-nucleotide messenger RNA. RefSeq lists its product as hypothetical. NCBI's taxonomy places the organism in Eukaryota, Bigyra, Opalinata, Blastocystidae. The transcript has 4 exons. Gene Ontology annotation, biological process: protein O-linked glycosylation via mannose. The record is from RefSeq and is a predicted model, not a curated record. Gene Ontology annotation, molecular function: xylosyltransferase activity; glucuronosyltransferase activity. Bases 1 to 1848 code for a protein of 615 amino acids.